UAAGAAGCACACAUUUACGAAGAAGAAUUCAAACACUCACUCAAUAAAGCACUAGCGAAAUAAUCCAAUAAAUUUUAAUUUAAUGUAUGUUAUUGCUUUCUAGAAAUCGAUUUUGUUUUCAAUGAUGAAGAAAUGUGUUCACCUCAUAUUAUUUGAAGUGAAUUUGAUGCUCUCUUGGUAAGAGUUUCAAGUUUAAGUUUUAGAGAGAAAGUGAUUAAUAGAUAGGGACACGACGUACAGCGGAAGAGAUCGAAAAGAUGGCGGGCAUUAGUUUGGACGAGAUCAAGAAGGAGAACAUUGAUCUGGAACACAUACCUUUGGAAGAAGUGUUUGCUCAACUACAAUGUUCGAGGGAGGGAUUGACGUCGACGGAGGCUGAAAAGAGGCUCCAAGUAUUUGGGCCAAACAAGCUAGAAGAGAAGACAGAGAGCAAGCUUUUGAUAUUCUUGGGGUUUAUGUGGAAUCCCCUUUCAUGGGUUAUGGAGAUUGCUGCUGUGAUGGCCAUUGUUUUGGCCAACGGAGAUGGCAAACCACCGGAUUGGCAGGAUUUUGUUGGAAUUAUGUCAUUGUUGAUCAUCAACUCCACCAUUAGUUUCAUCGAGGAGAACAAUGCAGGCAAUGCUGCAGCAGCUCUCAUGGCUGGCCUUGCACCCAAGACUAAGGUAUUGAGAGAUGGAAAAUGGAGUGAGCAAGAAGCCGCCAUCCUUGUGCCUGGAGACAUAAUUAGCAUCAAGUUGGGAGACAUUGUCCCAGCUGAUGCUCGUCUCCUCGAAGGUGAUGCUCUCAAGAUUGAUCAAUCCGCACUCACUGGUGAGUCGUUGCCAGUCACUAAGAACCCCGGGAGUGAAGUCUUUUCUGGUUCAACCUGCAAGCAAGGUGAAAUUGAGGCUGUCGUCAUUGCCACCGGAAUCAAUACUUUCUUUGGAAAGGCAGCACAUCUUGUCGACAGCACUCAGAACGUCGGCCACUUCCAGAAGGUGCUUACUGCCAUCGGUAACUUCUGCAUCUGCUCCAUUGCUGUUGGUAUCAUCAUUGAGCUUGUAGUUAUGUACCCAAUUCAGCAUAGGAAGUACAGGAGCGGAAUUGACAAUCUGUUGGUCCUUCUCAUUGGAGGAAUUCCUAUUGCCAUGCCAACCGUGUUAUCUGUAACCAUGGCCAUCGGAUCCCACAGAUUGUCGCAGCAGGGUGCUAUCACUAAGAGGAUGACGGCCAUUGAAGAAAUGGCUGGUAUGGAUGUUCUCUGCAGUGACAAAACUGGGACCCUCACUCUAAACAAGCUCACUGUCGACAAAAAUCUAAUUGAGGUAUUUUCAAAAGACGCUGACAAGGAUCAUGUGAUCCUUCAGGGAGCUAGAGCAUCGAGGGUGGAGAAUCAGGACGCAAUUGAUGCUUGCAUUGUUGGAAUGUUGGCUGAUCCCAAAGAGGCAAGAGCAGGGAUUACUGAGGUGCAUUUCCUUCCAUUCAAUCCUGUGGAGAAGCGUACUGCUAUUACUUAUAUUGACAGUAGUGGAGAUUGGCACAGAGUGAGCAAAGGUGCUCCUGAACAGAUCAUUGAACUCUGUAACCUCAAGGAAGACGUAAAGAAGAAAGCUCUCUCGAUCAUUGACAAGUUUGCUGACCGUGGACUUCGUUCUUUGGCUGUUUCAGAACAAACCGUACCAGAGAAGACCAAGGAGGGUGCUGGAAGCCCAUGGGUGUUUACAGGUCUCUUGCCUCUUUUUGAUCCCCCGAGACACGACAGUGGGGAGACAAUCAAGCGUGCUCUUCAUCUUGGUGUCAACGUUAAGAUGAUUACUGGAGAUCAGCUGGCUAUUGCCAAGGAGACUGGCCGAAGGCUUGGAAUGGGAACGAACAUGUAUCCUUCGUCCUCACUUCUCGGACAGCACAAGGAUGAAGCAAUUGCCAACCUUCCUGUUGAGGAGUUGAUUGAGAAGGCUGAUGGAUUUGCUGGAGUUUUUCCUGAACACAAAUACGAGAUUGUGAAGAAGUUACAAGAAAGGAAGCAUAUUUGUGGAAUGACAGGAGACGGAGUGAAUGAUGCCCCAGCUCUAAAGAAGGCCGACAUUGGCAUUGCAGUGGCCGAUGCUACUGACGCUGCGAGAGGUGCAUCGGACAUAGUCUUGACUGAGCCGGGAUUGAGUGUCAUCGUGAGCGCAGUGCUAACGAGCAGGGCCAUCUUCCAGAGGAUGAAGAACUACACGAUCUAUGCAGUUUCCAUUACCAUUCGUAUUGUGCUUGGUUUCAUGCUCCUUGCACUCAUCUGGAAGUUUGAUUUCUCGCCUUUCAUGGUUUUGAUCAUCGCAAUCCUCAACGACGGAACCAUCAUGACCAUUUCCAAAGAUAAGGUGAAGCCAUCGCCUAUGCCUGACUCGUGGAAGCUAAGGGAGAUUUUUGCCACUGGGAUUGUGUUUGGCACUUACCUUGCAGUAAUGACUGUUGUUUUCUUCUGGGCUGUUCAAGAAUCUACUUUCUUCACGGAUAAAUUUGGUGUGAGACCAAUCAAGGACCAUUACCAUGAGCUCAACUCGGCCGUAUAUCUUCAAGUGAGCAUUGUGAGUCAGGCUCUCAUCUUUGUGACUCGAUCAAGAAGCUGGUCUUACAUAGAACGCCCCGGUCUUCUCCUCGUGUUUGCUUUCCUAGUAGCUCAGUUGAUUGCAACUUUGAUUGCUGUGUAUGCAAACUGGGAGUUUGCAAGAAUCAAGGGCAUUGGCUGGGGUUGGGCGGGGGUGAUCUGGUUAUACAGCCUCGUCUUCUACAUCCCUCUCGACAUGUUCAAGUUCAUAAUCAGAUAUGCUCUCAGCGGCAAAGCCUGGAAGAACAUGAUUGACAAUAGGACGGCCUUCACGUCCAAGAAGGACUAUGGCAGGGGAGAAAGGGAAGCGCAAUGGGCAAUGGCGCAACGCACUCUCCACGGCCUCCAAGCUCCAGAGAGUUCCGACGUCUUCAAAGACAACAACAACUACAGAGAACUCUCCGAGAUAGCCGAACAAGCCAAGAAACGGGCUGAAGUUGCAAGACUUCGGGAGCUCCACACCCUCAAGGGGCACGUUGAGUCCGUGGUCAAGCUCAAGGGUCUCGACAUUGAGACGAUACAGCAGAAUUACACAGUGUGAGAAGAAGAAGAGAGAGCGAGAGAGAGAGUGGAAUGCAGUGGAGCUGUGCAGAUGCUGGAAUAAAGGGGGAGGAAACAAUAGAGAGGUAGAAAAACUAGAGUUGAUUCAUUGUUUUUGGUGCAGUAGUGCUUAAUUAACACACACUGCAAUCUUUUUUCCAGUUUAUGUUAGUUUUGCAAGGUUGAAUAAUAGCGCACGCUGAGCGAUUAAUUGGGCCAGCAGUGAUGUAUUCUUUCUUCUUGAUCGAUGUGUUUUUAAUGCUGUUUAUGAGA
Molecule: messenger RNA, 3385 nt
Organism: Salvia miltiorrhiza (redroot sage)
Lineage: Eukaryota; Viridiplantae; Streptophyta; Magnoliopsida; Lamiales; Lamiaceae
Product: plasma membrane ATPase 4-like
Exons: 14
Coding region: 258-3113 (951 amino acids)
Biological process (GO): proton export across plasma membrane; regulation of intracellular pH
Cellular component (GO): plasma membrane
Molecular function (GO): ATP hydrolysis activity; ATP binding; P-type proton-exporting transporter activity
Source: RefSeq, a predicted model, not a curated record